Molecule: messenger RNA, 1110 nt
Organism: Aspergillus glaucus CBS 516.65
Lineage: Eukaryota; Fungi; Ascomycota; Eurotiomycetes; Eurotiales; Aspergillaceae
Product: epoxide hydrolase family protein
Exons: 4
Coding region: 1-1110 (369 amino acids)
Biological process (GO): epoxide metabolic process
Molecular function (GO): epoxide hydrolase activity
Source: RefSeq, a predicted model, not a curated record
AUGGCGGGCAUCCAACCGUUCCAAAUCAACAUACCCAAGGAAGAAGUCGACCGAUUGAAUCAAAAACUGAAAGACACGAGAUUCCCAGGAGGACCGAUUGUUGCUGAUGCAGGAACUCGCUAUGGCCCACCCUACGAAUGGGCGCAAACCCUCUACAACACCUGGAUAAACGAUUUCGACUGGUAUUCCGUGCAAAACGACAUCAACAAAUACCCCCAGUACACCAAUUCGAUCGAAAACCUCAACAUCUUCUUCCUGCACGCGCGAGCAGAGCGUCCCAACGCGAUCCCGUUGUUAAUGGUACAUGGAUGGCCGGGUUGUUUCUGGGAGUUUAGUCGUGUCUGGGGUCCUUUGUCGUGUCCAUCUGAUGAUGAGGAUAUUGCGUUUCAUGUGGUUGUUCCUAGUUUACCGGGAUUCUGUUGGUCGGAUGGGCCGCAUCGAUCCGGAUGGACGUUGCAGGAUACGGCCAGGGUUUUUGAUCAGUUGAUGAAGAAGCUGGGAUAUCAGGAGUAUAUGGUGCAAUGCGGAGACUGGGGACACUUUGUCGGUCGGGAGCUCGCGUCAAAGUACACGGAUUCGUGCAAGUUGUUGCAUUUCAAUUUCGCUCCUAGUCCGCUACCUCCUGGCGUGGAAUAUACGGAUCGGGAGAAGACCACUGUAGAUCGGGAGAACGACUGGCUUGAGAAUCAUAUUGGUUAUGCUGUGUGUAUGAGGACUCGGCCACACACAAUCGGCCUCGCCCUCCACGACAAUCCCCUCGGCAUCCUCAUGUGGGUAGGCGAGAAGUUCAUCGAAGCUUCCAACCCUGAAAACCAGAGCGAUCCCUCAUGGACUCACGCGAUCCUGACAACCGCAUCGUUAUACUACUUUAGCAACUGCAUCAUGUCGUCUAUGCUGCCGUACUAUGAAAAUGUCGAGCAUGAUAAGUUUGCUGAGUUUGUUGUGCAGCCGGAAAACCGGAUUAAGGUGCCGUUUGGGUAUACGUCGUUCUUUUGGGAUACGGAGCCUUCGUCUCGAAGGGCGGUUGAACGGACGGGGGAGUUGGUGUUUUAUAGAGGUAGCGUGAUGAUGCCGGGCAUUUCGCUGCACUCGAGCACCCGAGUGGACUAG